This is a messenger RNA of Cololabis saira (Pacific saury), 1934 nucleotides long. It is a transcript of the gene ccdc13, whose product is annotated as coiled-coil domain containing 13. The transcript is spliced from 14 exons. The record is from RefSeq and is a predicted model, not a curated record. Gene Ontology annotation, biological process: non-motile cilium assembly; cytoplasmic microtubule organization. Gene Ontology annotation, cellular component: centriolar satellite. NCBI's taxonomy places the organism in Eukaryota, Metazoa, Chordata, Actinopteri, Beloniformes, Belonidae.
AUGGUGCAUGAAGAUCAAUUGAGUGACUUGAGGCUUCAAUUUCAAGCUCUACAGAAACAGCGGGAGAGCAAAAAACUGGAGAGGAAAAUGGAGAAAGAACCAAAUAAGCUUGAUAUCAGUGACACUCUGGAUAAUGUAAAUCUGCAAAAUAUUCAGCCAGACACUGACAGGUAGGUGCUGUGUAAGAGUCAGGCAUUUCUAGACCAGUUGCGAGAGUUAAAGGAUGAAAAUGGUCGGCUCUUCAAACUUCUGAGUGAAAAGGAUUUUGAAAUUAAACACCUGAAAAAGAAACGAGAAGAAGAAAGACUAACCUUUGCAGGUACAGCAGACUUGGCUGGAGCUGUUGCUUCCACCAAGAUUGUUGAACUGGCUAGGAAGAAUAGAGAGCUAAUGGCUGAAAUUGAGCAAGAGAAGAUUAGAUCCAAGCAAAACAGCAACAGAAUCAAAGAACUUGAGAAAGAGCUGCAAGCUUCUUUGGCUCAAUCUCAGCCUGGGACAGACAAGACAGAGAAAAAGUCACAAUAUAAGACCUUAUGUGAAGACCAUGAGGAAAAGCCACUGGUCAAAUCUCUUAAAGAGAAAUUAGCAGCUGCGCAACUGAAAGUGAAUGAAUAUCGGAACCAGCUUCAGUCCACCAAACAGGAGUUGAAAGUCGCUCAGAAGGUAUUGACGCAAGAGUUUGGAGAGGAAGUCAAUCUCAGGCAAUUAUUAAGCUGCCCAGGGAGCAUCAGAUGUCGGUCACAGCAAAUACUGGCUCUUCAGACAAGGGUGCGGGACCUUGAGCAGCAGGUCGUCCAGGCGACUCAGCAUAGACAGCAGAGUCUCCAAAGCUCAGACGAAGAGAUUCUUGACAUGGGUGUCCUUCAGAAAAACUCUCCCAAAAAAAGGAAUCUCCGCUACAUUCGCACUAUGGAGAAAGAGAAGAAGGAAGCAUUUGAGAGGAUUUCUGCAGACUAUGAGGCCCUUUUGAAAGAACAUGAAGAUGUGAGGAAAAAACUGGAAGCCACUAAAGCCAGGAGCAGAUAUCAGUCCAGCGAAAUCCAAACUCUAAAGGUCCAGAUCUCCACCUUGGUGGAGAAGGAAAAACACGGUGAUAAGCUAAUGGAUGCCCUCCUGGAGGAGUACAGCCAAAUGCAAACUGCCCAGAAACAUCUUAGCCAACAACAGAGCAAGGAACCACAAAGAAGCAGGAGAAAACAUCUGAGCAAUGAUUCCUCAGAGCACAACGCUCUCGUAGAAAGGCUGACACAGAUGGAUGGUGAGAAAGAGGGUAAGAUUAAAAAGCUCCGAGAAAUCCUGCAAUUCCUCAAAAAGCAUUUCCAGGAAGAGAGUGUGGACCCACAAUCAAGACGCAAGCUAACUAUGUGCAGUUCAAACAUUUCCCCACAAGAUGGAGACAUUACCAACAGAAUGACUUCUCCAGGUGCGGUGUCUAAACUCGGUCAUAAACUGGUGCUACCCACAGUGUGCAGUGGUGCAGAAUUCAAGGGCCAGAGUUCUUCAACUUGUCUACAAUGUUCUGCUGACGUGAGUGGACUUAUAACCCAGAGUAAUGAAUAUAAAAUCCUCACUGUGGAGAGGGACAGACUCCUUGAGCUGGUCAAAGUCCUACAGAAAAAAGAAAAUGAGAUGAACCAGAUAUGUUCGGAGAAACAGCAGAAGUACCAGGAGGAGCGCCGUAAGAUGGUGAUCCUGGAGCAGCAGCUGGAGAGAGCAAAAAUAGAUUCAAAGUAAAGACUACACAAACAGCAUGGUUAGGAGCAGGUUGGCAGUAGUCUUGGAGCAACAGGAGGUGUCCACAGACCAGCUGAACACACUGUCAAACAGCUGACAUUUGUAAAUAUUUUUUUCUAACUCUGACAACAUUGUAGAUGCCUUGAGCUGGUCCUGAAACCAAACACGGUAGAUUUUCCAACUAUAAAAAUUUAAUCAGG